AUGGAAGAUGGAAAUGGUUAUUCAAUUUCUAUUGAGAGUGCUACGAAUUGUUGCUUUUUUACUAGGGUGAUUAUACUGUACUGACAGUAUAAGACGCUGAAUAUAAAAAUGAACCAACAAAAUUAUUUUUUCCUAAGGAAAAUAGCACCUUUUCAUUUUUCCCGAAAUUGGAUGAGAAGAAAGACCAUCGUGAAAGUGUUGCAGAAACAGAGACGAUCACCGAUUGGAAAGCUCCUGUCAAGUUAUCCCAGGCACUUCCAUACGACAGCAGUGCAAGUGAAUCAGAGGAUGAUGUUGAACAGUCUACGAGUGAUCUCAUUUCUUCUGUAGCUAAUAGGAAAAGAUGUUUAUUUUACCAUCCAGAUGACCAGGGAAUGAUGGACGCACUGCAAGGUGAGGCGAAAAUUAAGGAAAUAUAUGUAUGAUUGAGCGGCAUUUAUGUAAAACAUGACGAAACAGUGGUUACAGUGCUUAGUUUCUGUGAUAUGCAGUUAAUAGUUGAUUAUUACCUCGCCUCAGUCGCAUGUUAUAUAUGUUAUAAAGAAUGAGCUUGCUGUUUAGAACUGAUAGAUCACUGUCUUACAUGUUUCUUUCGGUAAGUGGUGAAAGCUAGUCUAAAAUAGGAUCCUAAUGCAACGGGUAUACCUUAAAAUACGAGUUUGCUUGGUACAGUUUUCAAAAAAAUCAUGUGCACAACAGUUUCGCAUUUUUAAACUUCAUAUUCUAUGAUGUUUCUUCUUUCAAGUCAUGUUUACUUAGUUACCGUAGUACCACAGUACCUAGUACCUAAUUGCUAUAUGGCCACACAAGCGUACAAAAUUCACUCGCUUCGCGUAGAAAGCACAUUUCCGUGCACAACAUGCAACAAGCUAUAUAUACAACACGCAUAUAAUGCUACACGACGGCGUGAGCAACUCGCCACGUUAGGUAAGAAUGGCACGCUGGUUUGUUUAUUUUGCAUAUAUAGCCGACGUAUCACCGUACAUUGUAUGUUCAGACGAUCGCUUGGAAUAAAAAUAUCCACAGGUGGAGUAUCAAGAUUAACCUGCUCCGAUCGCAGUAAUUAUAUGGUAUGAAAUAUCUUAUCGUUAUUAAGUCAACACUUUCUAUUUACACGUGUAGCGGAAAGUUCCAGUUUUAUGAGGAAAGAAUCAGUUGAAAGUUUAACACGUUAUUGGGUGGAAGUGAGACAGAAGAUCACGCAGGAUUAUAAGAAAAAAAGAAAGGACGCUUUAAGACGCCAAAAGAGAACAUCAUACAGGAGAGUGGAACGUUAAUGGUUAGUAUUUGAUUAUGCAUGUUUACGUUCUUUUCAUUGUUGGUGGGACAUUCCUUUCCAACAGCUGAAGAUUAUAUAUGUAAGUCAUUACUAUCAGCCUUCAUACUGUGGCAUGUAUAAACAUAAUAACUAAUGUGAAAUUUGUCGAUUUAGCAUUGGUAAUACUUUACUAAUAUAAGAAGAAAUAUAUAUGUGUUGAGAAAUUAGGGAAAAGAUUGAAACUUGUUUUUUACGACUUGUUAUAUAUAUAUAUAUAUAUAUAUAUAUAUGUUUAUACGAAUGAUAUAGAAAGACACAGUAUAGACGUUUGGAAUUUAUACAUUUUUCACAGAUACUACCAUGUAUAUUAUUAUGACGAUUACAAAAUUAGAAACAUUUAAUAUAAUUCUUAUACUUAUUUAAUUCUCCUUGCUCUUAUAUUUCCAGAAUACGUAAUGUGUAUAUUCACAAAAUUUUGCAUAAAAUAGUAGAUAAAAAAUUAUAAUUGAUACAAGUUAUAUUUAUACAGUCGUUAUGACUUACGUGUCAAUUUACAGUUAAGUAUGACUGUUUUCCACUUCUGCAUUUUGCCCGCAGCGGGCGAAAACGAUCUAUGGAUUUUUUCGCCUGUGUUGAAAUAACACCAAAGUGGAAUGCCGGCAUAAGAUAUUAAGUACUUAUAAAAAUAACCCAGCCCAAUUAGUUUUAAUGGUCAAUCGGCUUCAAAACGUUCUAGCUUGAACGUUUGCGUGGCGGUAGAGCAUUGUACAGUAUCUCUUGGGUUGUGGAAAACACCUGCACAUAUAUAUAUAUAUUUAUUAUUACAAAGCUUUCGAUCCCUAAUCACGGAUUUUCAUAGCACUCAAAUAUAGUAGACGUGGUGGUUUCCACAAGCCAUGAGAUAUAUACUAAUUUUAUACUUAAACAAUUUUGGCAUUUGCACGCCUAUAAAAAUAUUUUAAUGUUUAUGUUCUAUUAAGUAAACCGUACUAUAGACUGGUUUUGUUCAUGACAUUGUUCACAGUGAUUUUGUCAACAUAAGCGUAUACGGAUUUAUUCUAGAUGUAUACAGUUGGCAUUCUUUUACAAAAUAAUUUAACUACUUUCUAGAUUUUAAACGAUUUUGGCCUAUUUCAGCAGCCGGGAAAUACAAACUGAAAAUAACCCAUGUACAUACAAGCCUCUAACUUAAUAUAGACACAAUGUAAUAAAAUUGUGAAAACCGAAAUUCUAUAGGCCUACUAGGAUAGCAUCACAGUGGUCACAUACAUCGAUCAUAAGUAUAUUCGCUUAAAUGUUUUAGAUCUGAACAAAAGCAUACAGCUACAAUGUUUGCUCUAUAAAAUAUACGUUCUAGGUUUUCUUGAUUCUCUGAGAGACAUUCAUGUGCGAGGUGUGAUCCCUGUUUUAUCUUUGAUCCAUUGAAGUUUUUUGGCAACGUUUGUAUACGCAAGAAAUUGUGGAUCUGAAUCGCAUUCUUCAAAAUCAAAAUCAUGUAAAUCAGUUUCAUGCAGUAUAUCGUUGCCCCAGCUUAACACACCACUAAGAUACGCGAUAUGUUUGUAGCUCCUUCUAUCGCCGUAAUUCUUAUUGUACUCUUUUCUGGAGAACACUAGUGGUGAUCCACUAUCACCUGCACAAGCACCUCGUAACCCACCGGCACAUAUCAUGUGAUGGGAGAAGCUAUAGCGUUUGCAAUCUUUUGCCCUAUGGACUCGGACAGAUCUCUUCUGCAAACCAUUUCCACCAAGUUUAGUCAGGAUCAUGGCUGGCUCACUUCGAUUUUGUAAAAAGCUUUGUUGCUUUGCCAGAUCUGGAAUGCAUAUGGGUCGAACAUUCUCAGCAAAUGUAAUCGGGUUUGUUAACUUGACAAGGGCGAUGUCAUUUUUGCACUCUGUUUUCUUUGGCUUACAAGAAGAAUACUGAAUUAUCUCGGCCACUUCGGCUGAAUUGUCAUCGUUUGUAUAAACUCUGUAAAAGCCAUCUUUUUCAAGUGAAUGACCUGCUGUUAGUACCCACUUGUUGCUAAGAAUAACACCCAGAACGCCCAAAUUUUCACUUUCAUAAUCAAACCAGCUCUGCAUAAUCGUGGCAAAAUGAACAACCCAUGGCCAUUUAUUUUUGUUGGCAUCUUUCCAAUUUUGUGUUCCUUCAAUCCUAUUAUUGAUAACACCACAUUCUGAAACGAAUUUUAGGUUCACGUUAUUUCAUAACAACGAGAAAGUGUAAAGGUUUAGUUAAUAGUCUUGUGAGCUUAGUGUAUGCUGUAUAAGCUUGGCAUAUUUGUGUAUAAGCUCAUAGCUUACAAACUUAAUGGACAUAUUAGAUACAUGAAGUACUUCCCAAUACCAACUCUCUUUGUUCUUAUUUCUAUAAAUCUUUAUAUACAGUGUGAAAAAAACACAUGAAAACGAGUGAAUUUUGUGAAAACUUAUCAAAUUGUUGCUUGAAUAUCUUCAAGACCAUAAUAAAAAUGAAUCUCUACUAAUGUCAGUUACAGUAGCUGCCUACCACCAGUCGAUACAUGUGAUCAUUUUGAACAAAAUUCUUCAGGAAAUUGGUCGAAAGUUCUGGGGGCCGUGCCAUUUCCGUGCAUGCUCCCAGACUCCCUAGCAGGGUUAUCGGCCACACCGCGAAUUGACUGACGUCAUAUCAAGACCACUUCCCAAUCGCACAAUCAUACUAUCAAUCAUACUAUCAAUCAUACAGUCAAUCAUACAAUCAAUCACACAAUCAAUCACACAAUCACCCAUACAAUCAAUCAUACAAUCACCCAUACAAUCAAUCAUACAUACAAUUAUACAUACAAUAAUACAUACAAUCAAUCAUAUACAAUCACCCAUGUAUAGGUACUAUAAGUCUAUAAUGGAAGAGCUGGUACUAUAGGUACUAUAAUGGUAUACGCAAGUACUUCAUGUACUGUAGUAUAUAUUGCAGAUGAAAAAGCUCAUUUUAAGCAAUGUUAUGGAUUUUUAAAAUAGAGAUAGCAUUUUCGGGAGACCAAGAAUAGACCGAAUAGACGAUUUCAAUAGACAUUACCGAUUAUUCUCUUUUAUCCACUGGCCUCGUUUUCAUGUCAAAUACUUACUCAUGUUUUGUGCUUAGUAAGGUUGAAAAUUACUUUGUUAUUGAGCCUAAGAACAGCAAGAAACAAAUUCGUCCAGGAAAACAUGGAAAUAUAAUCUUUAUCUGCCCCUGAAAUGCUAAAAUAAAUUAACAUGGAAACGAGGCCAUUGCGGGCAUUGGGUAAAAGAGCUGAAUCAUCGGUAAGGUCUAUUCAAAAAAUAUUCGGUUCUAACCCACCUGAAUAAUCAAUUGUAUCACCGCAUGUCGUUCCAUCUUUGGCUAGGUAGUAACCUGUAUUACAAUCACAGUAAUAUCUGAAAUUACAGAAAAACACGAUUUAAAAUAUAGAGGAUGUAAUGUUAUCAAAUAGAUAGUGCAUGUGUAGUAUUAUGGUCUUGAGACGGAGCUACGAAGAGUUCUUCGCUCACUUCACGUAUUGACUUGUAUCACUUGUUACUUUGCUAUUAUACGUCGCUCUGUUUUUAUCUAGCAAUCCGUCCAGUGCGUUGUUUUGGUGGAUUAAUUUCUUAUAUUCUGCCUGGUUGUUAAACAAAGGUUCUUUGUGUUUCUUACCAUUGAAUGAGAGUGUUUAUACAGUCGAACCUCUAGGCUAACUGUUGAGGUUCUUUACGCCCAAUAUGAGCCUAUUCCAGGCCAUUCAUGCGGGCUCAUUCCCCGUCGAUUCCCCUGUCAUUUGCUUCCCAUUCCCCGUUCCCUAUUUUAAAGAUAGCCCACUGAAAAGAUGUGUCUCCUUAGAAGAGGCCUCUGGUAAUACAGGGUGUAUAAAAAAGUAGACAAUUUUGAAACAGCUCUCAAUUUCACAAAUAAAGAUAAAUUUUGUAAAAAAAGUAAAAUAACAAUUGCUCGUUUGCAAUCGACGCCCUAUAAAAUUCAUAUAUAUUGACACGUGGCAACUUUAAAAAUCAUAUAUAUUCUUCAUUCUUUGUCGUAUUGAGCCAAAGACCGUAAACUAUCCAUAAUACAGUAAUAUGUUUUACAGAAAAUGUUAAAUUAAACUCAACUACUUCGCUGUAAACGGCUUAACGAAAGUUUAAAAUCAACCAAGAUGGCGCCUAAUGACUCGUAGUGACGUCAUGUGCAAGCAAAGAAUAUGCAAAUUAGGUAAAUGCAUGAAUUAAGCAUGCAUGAUAGGCAUUGGCGCCAAGAAAUGAAAGUUUCAGCACUGAGUAUUGAGUAAAUUUUCUGAUAUUUGGACCAUUGAUAAAACACAACAAAUGUCUCGCCCAUCAACUCAAAAUGCGUUUUAAACUUUUAAAAUUUACUUAUCACAAAUUUCAUGAAAUGAACGGAUUUGUGAAUUUGAGAGCUGUUUCAAAAUUGUCUACUUUUUUCUAUGCACCAUGUAGGGGUCGUAAAUGUAAUUUGAUCUUUGUGCAAAUUCAUAGAUUAGCUAGAACCGCAUUCAGUGGCGUAGCGCUCAUUGGGUAGGGUUAGUUCCAAAACUAGGGGCCCCCGACAGUUAGGGGGCCCCAUCAGCCACGGCCUAUCGCCGAGAAAAUUAGAAAACGUAAAAAAUGCAGGUUAAGAAUCAAUGGGAAAAUGCAAAAUUAAUAAUGCUAAUUAAAAAGCCUCCAUCGACAACGGUAGCUGAUUUUUUAUUCCAUCACAAAUAAAACAAAAGUUAAUAAGUUCUUUGAAGUAAUAAAUAAGUUCUUUAAUAAUAAGUAAGUAAUGUAUGUAGUAUAAUAAGUAGUAUAAUAAGUUCUAGUAAUAGUAGUAUAAUAGUAUAAUAGUAGUAUAGUAAGUAGUAUAAUAAGUUCUUUAAUAGUAAGUAAGUAAGUAAGUUAAUAAGUUCUUUUGCAGUAAUAAAUUUACGUGGUGUUUCCACAAACAAAAACAAUUAAAACAAAAGUUAUUCUUAUUAGUUGUUGCAUGUGUUGGAGACUGUUAUUGUUUUAUUUGUUAUAGACACGGAAUUUCCCAGGACAUUCUAUAAAUAUUCAAUAUAAACAUAUAAUAUCUCAGUCAAACAAUGACAACAGUCAACAGGGGCCCCGGGCACACCAAAUAUGCCUAAGGGCCCCCUCUUCCUCCGUUACGCCACUGACCGCAUUUGCAUAAUUUUUGAUACCAUCUACCAUCAGUGAUAACCUGUAUAUGUGUUCCAACCAAUAUUUUACAAAAUUGACUUACCCUCCAUUUGUGUUGACACAGACUUGUUUACACGGUUUAUUUUGACAUUCAUUGAUAUCAACACAAGAGUGACCAUCGUUGCCCAAUUUAAACCCUGAUUGACACCUACAUUCGUAUGACCCUUGUGUGUUUAUACAGUUAUAUGCACAUGGUCCUCUUCCACCAUUGCGAGCGCAUUCAUCGAUAUCAUUACAAGAUUUGGAUCUGGAGUAAAAAUAGUUUGUUUUAGUCGCAAUAGUGCACUUCACAUUUAUCUAGUUUACUCGUAAUUUUCGAUAGGUGAUUACGUGGCGCGCUAUAAAGUUGUCAAGAAUUCGUGAUGAUUGUUAAAGUGAAUUCUAAGGUUGAGUGAGAAAACUCUCAUCAACUCCCAUCAAUUCUCAUUUGAACCAGCUCAAAGUAGUUGACGAGAGUCGAUGAGUCACCAAUUCUCAUCCUUUACCAUAUAUAAGGGCAUUCAUUUUAGCAAGCCAGAACGCAAGGGUAAUGUCAGAUGUGUUAUUCCGGGUUGAACAAAACCUGACUGUUACUACGUUACUUUUGCCUGCACAAUGGUGCAAUAUAAUUUCUGGAAAGUGUUCAGAAUAUGUAUAAACUAUAAUGUCAUAACAAAAGUAAUCUCAUCUAAUAAUCUAUACUUACCCUUUAGGUCGCGCUUCAAACCCAGUUUUACAACCACACCUAGAACUGCCAGGCAGAUUAUGACAAAUUUGUUGACAUCCGCCAUUGCUGAUAGAACACUCGUCAAUAUCGAGACACGCUGUUUUGUUGGCAUUCGCAGUAUAACCGUCGUCACAGUCGCAUGCAUAUCUACAGGAAAAACACACAAGUUAUGAAACAACAGCCAUUCGAAGCAACAAAAAUGCCUGUAGAAAUGACCAUACAAUUAUCCUUUAAGGGACUGACUAUAUCCUUUAAGGGACCGCCUAUAUAUACAGUGUGUAUAAAAGAACUGAACCCAUAUUGAACCGUUAUGUAGUAAUUUGACAGCUCUAAUAAACCUUUCCCCUUAUGAGUGAAAUUUUGAUCUAGAUAUGCCUGGACAAAAAUUUCAUC
Molecule: messenger RNA, 7534 nt
Organism: Paramuricea clavata
Lineage: Eukaryota; Metazoa; Cnidaria; Anthozoa; Malacalcyonacea; Plexauridae
Source: the annotation of a GenBank genome assembly